Molecule: messenger RNA, 1734 nt
Organism: Procambarus clarkii (red swamp crayfish)
Lineage: Eukaryota; Metazoa; Arthropoda; Malacostraca; Decapoda; Cambaridae
Source: RefSeq, a predicted model, not a curated record
AUGCAGUCAGGAAGACAUGUGUCCAGGAAGACUUGUGUCCAGCAAGACUUGUGUCCAGCAAGACUUGUGUCCAGCAAGACAUGUGUCCAGGAAGACUUGUGUCCAGCAAGACUUGUGUCCAGCAAGACUUGUGUCCAGCAAGACUUGUGUCCAGCAAGACUUGUGUCCAGCAAGACUUGUGUCCAGCAAGACUUGUGUCCAGCAAGACUUGUGUCCAGUAAGACUUGUGUCCAGGAAGACUUGUGUCCAGCAAGACAUGUGUCCAGGAAGACUUGUGUCCAGCAAGACUUGUGUCCAGGAAGACUUGUGUCCAGCAAGACAUGUGUCCAGGAAGACUUGUGUCCAGCAAGACUUGUGUCCAGCAAGACUUGUGUCCAGCAAGACUUGUGUCCAGGAAGACAUGUGUCCAGCAAGACUUGUGUCCAGCAAGACUUGUGUCCAGCAAGACUUGUGUCCAGCAAGACUUGUGUCCAGCAAGACUUGUGUCCAGUAAGACUUGUGUCCAGCAAGACUUGUGUCCAGCAAGACUUGUGUCCAGCAAGACUUGUGUCCAGCAAGACUUGUGUCCAGCAAGACUUGUGUCCAGCAAGACUUGUGUCCAGCAAGACUUGUGUCCAGGAAGACUUGUGUCCAGGAAGACAUCUGUCCAGCAAGACUUGUGUCCAGCAAGACAUGUGUCCAGCAAGACUUGUGUCCAGCAAGACUUGUGUCCAGCAAGACAUGUGUCCAGCAAGACAUGUGUCCAGCAAGACUUGUGUCCAGCAAGACUUGUGUCCAGCAAGACUUGUGUCCAGCAAGACUUGUGUCCAGCAAGACAUGUGUCCAGCAAGACUUGUGUCCAGCAAGACUUGUGUCCAGCAAGACAUGUGUCCAGCAAGACUUGUGUCCAGCAAGACAUGUGUCCAGCACAUGUGUCCAGCAAGACUUGUGUCCAGCAAGACUUGUGUCCAGCAAGACUUGUGUCCAGCAAGACUUGUGUCCAGCAAGACUUGUGUCCAGCAAGACUUGUGUCCAGCAAGACUUGUGUCCAGCAAGACUUGUGUCCAGCAAGACUUGUGUCCAGCAAGACUUGUGUCCAGCAAGACUUGUGUCCAGCAAGACUUGUGUCCAGCAAGACAUGUGUCCAGCAAGACUUGUGUCCAGCUUGUGUCCAGCAAGACUUGUGUCCAGCAAGACUUGUGUCCAGCAAGACUUGUGUCCAGCAAGACUUGUGUCCAGCAAGACAUGUGUCCAGCAAGACUUGUGUCCAGCAAGACUGGUGUCCAGCAAGACUUGUGUCCAGCAAGACAUGUGUCCAGCAAGACAUGUGUCCAGCAAGACUUGUGUCCAGCUUGUGUCCAGCAAGACUUGUGUCCAGCAAGACUUGUGUCCAGCAAGACUUGUGUCCAGCAAGACUUGUGUCCAGCAAGACAUGUGUCCAGCAAGACUUGUGUCCAGCAAGACUGGUGUCCAGCAAGACUUGUGUCCAGCAAGACAUGUGUCCAGCAAGACAUGUGUCCAGCAAGACUUGUGUCCAGCAAGACAUGUGUCCAGCAAGACUUGUGUCCAGCAAGACUUGUGUCCAGCAAGACUUGUGUCCAGCAAGACUUGUGUCCAGCAAGACUUGUGUCCAGCAAGACUUGUGUCCAGCAAGACAUGUGUCCAGCAAGACAUGUGUCCAGCAAGACUUGUGUCCAGCAAGACUUCUGUCCAGCAAGACUUGUGUCCAGCAAGACAUGUGACAGACAAAUGUGA